Molecule: messenger RNA, 738 nt
Organism: Manihot esculenta (cassava)
Lineage: Eukaryota; Viridiplantae; Streptophyta; Magnoliopsida; Malpighiales; Euphorbiaceae
Product: anti-sigma-I factor RsgI2-like
Exons: 2
Coding region: 1-738 (245 amino acids)
Source: RefSeq, a predicted model, not a curated record
AUGUGGAAGAAACUAGGGCUGCCGAAACCCAUCCCCUAUGACAGUGACGAUGAAGCAUGGGAUACCCCUCCACCAGCCACCACCAGCACCGAAACGCCACCGGCUACUGAACCAGCGACCGGACUCACUGACUCACCGGCCGCCCAGACAUAUCGCCGGCAAAAGAAACGGCAAAGAACACCGCCACCACCAUCCACAAUAGCCCCAGCGGCAAACCCUGCGGGCGAAAUGCUACCUGAAACCACCACUUCCUCCGGCCACGGCCAGAAACGGCUGAGAAUACAGUCGCCACCCCCGCCACCAAGAUCAACACUAGAACCUACCAUUGCCACACAUCCCGCAGGACACAAAGAAAGUGGUACACCCACUGCCUCCACCAGCGAUAUGCCCACCGAUACGCCCACGGACCUGCCAAGUAAUAUGCCCACUGAUGCGCCCAGCAAUGCGCCAAACGCUAGCGAUGUACCCACUGAUGUGCCCACUGAUGUGCCCACUGAUGCGCCCACAGACUUACCCUGCGACACACUCAGCGAUAUGCCCAGCAAUUUGCCCAGCGAUUUGCCCAAGCCAGCAUACCCAGAUCACAUCGUCAAAGCACUGAUAUUCAACAAAAUUUCUGAGCGCACCAGGCUGCUUAAAAUCUCAUCCCUACCAUAUCACACAGGGGUAGGAAAAUUCAUCUUGGAUAUUGGGUUGCCACCCAACUAUCCAGCAUCAUACAGUAUAACAGGCCACUGA